UUUUUUUUUUUUUUUUUUAUAUACCUCUUUUUUUAUUAUACAUUUAUCAUGGUGCCGCCGAUUAAAAAGAGAAAUAAAAAGCCAUUAACACCAUUACAAAGAAAACAACUUCAAAAAAAACGAGAAUUAAUCCAUAAAGCACAAAUCAAAAGUCAAUAUUAUAAAACCAAAGAUGCUCAAGAUGAUACACCUGAUUAUGUGAAAGAAAUUUUUGGUGCAGAACGUACGAUUGAUAAAGACGGUAAUGUAGUUGAAUUAGAAAGACCCACAUUUGAACCAGAGCAAGAAGAAGUUGAACUUGAAUCCUCGUCAGAAGAGGAAGGAAAGGCUGAAAAACGAAAGAAACCAAAUCCGUUUAAAACACAAAUUGAAGAGAGAGAAAGACGCAAGAAAGAGACAGAAGAAGAAAGAAAGAAACGUUUAAGAGAAUUAGAAGAAAGAAAGAAGGAAACAAAAGCGUAUUAUAAGAAAAGAAGAGAACAGCGUGGCAAGAUGCUGUCUAAAACUAAAACAGGCCAACCUAACAUGGCUGCUCAAAUGGAUGUUUUACUUGAAAAAAUACAAAAAUCUACGUAAUAAAACGGAAUUGUAAAUAAUUGUUUAUUUUUAUAUAUAUGUAAUGCACAUCAAAAUGAAAUACAAAAGGGAAAAAAGAAAAGAAAAAGAAAAAAAAAAGUGGGGUGGGUGAAGGGAAAGAAAGAGAGAGAGAGAGGGGAAUAGGGCUUUAAUGAUCAAGAAUACGCAAACAACCAGUAACAACCUUAUUUUCC
Molecule: messenger RNA, 770 nt
Organism: Cokeromyces recurvatus
Lineage: Eukaryota; Fungi; Mucoromycota; Mucoromycetes; Mucorales; Mucoraceae
Exons: 3
Coding region: 49-576 (175 amino acids)
Cellular component (GO): nucleus
Source: RefSeq, a predicted model, not a curated record